ACGCGCAUGCGCGUGUUACCCGGCAGUGAAACUCGCUUAUUCACACAGGUGAGCAACAGCAAAACAGACACAGAGCGUCCUGAUAUCAAAGACCAGAAAUGGGCAAAGGCGGCGGAACAUUUGAGAGACUGUUGGAUAAGGCUACCAGUCAGCUGCUACUGGAGACAGACUGGGAGUCCAUUUUGCAGAUAUGUGACCUCAUUCGGCAGGGCGAUACACAGGCGAAAUAUGCGAUUGGCGCCAUCAAGAAAAAACUCAACGACAAAAAUCCACACGUCGCACUCUAUGCUCUAGAGGUUCUGGAGUCAGUGGUGAAGAACUGUGGCCAGACGAUUCAUGAUGAAGUGGCCAGCAAGCAGACAAUGGAGGAGCUGAAGGAGCUGUUCAAGAAACAACCCGAACCGAACGUAAAGAACAAGAUCCUUUAUCUAAUCCAGGCCUGGGCCCACGCCUUCCGCAACGAGCCCAAGUACAAAGUCGUCCAGGACACCUAUCAAAUCAUGAAGGUGGAAGGUCAUGUCUUCCCAGAAUUCAAGGAGAGUGAUGCCAUGUUUGCAGCGGAAAGGGCCCCUGAUUGGGUGGACGCUGAGGAGUGUCACAGAUGUAGGGUUCAGUUUGGUGUUAUGACCCGAAAGCACCACUGCAGGGCAUGUGGGCAGAUUUUCUGUGGGAAGUGCUCUUCUAAGUACUCUACCAUACCCAAGUUUGGCAUUGAGAAGGAGGUGCGUGUGUGUGAGCCCUGCUUCGAGCUUCUCAACAAGAAAGCCGAAGGAAAGGCCGCCAGCACUGGGCAGUCCGAGCUUCCCCCUGAGUACCUGACCAGCCCUCUGUCCCAGCAGUCUCAGAUGCCUCCUAAGAGAGAUGAGGCCGCACUGCAGGAGGAAGAGGAGCUGCAGCUGGCCAUCGCACUGUCUCAGAGUGAAGCGGAGGAGAAGGAGAGGAUGAGACAGAAGAACACUUACUCUGCGUACCCCAAAGCCGAUCCCACUCCUGUGACUUCCUCUGCCCCUCCUGUCAGCACUCUUUACUCUUCACCUGUGAAUUCAUCGGCUCCAUCAGCUGAAGAUGUGGAUCCAGAGCUGGCCCGUUACCUAAACAGAACUUACUGGGAGAAGAAACAGGAAGAGGUUCGCAAGAGUCCCACCCCCUCUGCUCCUGCUCCAGUUUCACUGGCUGAGCCUGUGCCAAUCAGCCAACCAGUGGAAAGCCACGCUCCGGUCCAACCCAUCAACAUAGUGGAGGUACUUGGAGCACUGAAAAUGGAUAAUCAUGAACAUUUUCAAUUAUGUUGUGCACUGAACGUCUUGUGUCUGUCUCUGCAGCAGCAGUAUCAGAAUGGAGAAUCUGAGGAGAACCAUGAGCAGUUCCUGAAGGCCUUGCAGAACGCCGUCACCACCUUCCUUAACCGCAUGAAGAGCAACCAUAUGCGUGGCCGCAGCAUCACCAACGACAGCGCUGUGCUUUCUCUCUUCCAGUCCAUCAACAACAUGCACCCACAGCUGCUGGAAAUACUCAACCAGUUGGAUGAAAAGAGACUGUACUAUGAGGGACUUCAGGACAAACUGGCACAGGUGCGUGACGCGCGGGCGGCACUGAACGCUCUGAGAGAGGAGCACAGGGAGAAACUGAGACGGGCUGCCGAGGAGGCAGAGAGACAGAGACAAAUCCAGCUCGCCCAGAAACUGGAGAUCAUGAGGCAGAAGAAACAGGAGUACCUAGAGAUGCAAAGGCAGCUCGCAAUCCAGCGUCUGCAGGAGCAGGAGAAGGAGAGACAGAUGCGCCUGGAGCAGCAGAAACACACCAUUCAGAUGAGAGCACAGAUGCCUGCCUUCUCUCUGCCUUACGCACAGAUGCAGUCACUGCCGCCUAAUGUGGCAGGAGGGGUGGUAUAUCCUCCUGCUGGCCCUCCCAGCUAUCCUGGGACUUUCAGUCCUGCUGGUUCAGUGGAGGGGUCGCCCAUGCAUGGAGUCUACAUGAACCAGCCUGGACAGACUGCAGCCGGUGGUCCAUACCAGGCCAUGCCUGUAUCAGCUACAGAUCCCAACAUGGUGAACGCUUACAUGUAUCAGACUGCAGGCACCAGCGGGCAGCCAGCUGCCCCUGGACAAGCCCCUCCCACAACCACCCCUGCCUACACUAACUACCAGCCCACACCCACACAGGGCUACCAGAACGUGGUCUCCCAAGCUCAGAGUUUGCCCCCUAUGUCCCAGGCUGCUCCCACCAACGGUAUUGCUUACAUGGGCUACCAGCCAUACAGCAUGCAGAAUAUGAUGACCGCUCUUCCAGGACAAGACCCCAACAUGCCUCCCCAACAGCCCUACAUGCCUGGACAGCAGCCUAUGUAUCAGCAGAUGGCUCCCCCCGGCGGUCCGCAGCAGCAAUCACAACAGCAGCCGGCACAGGCUCCUCCGGGCAGCGCAGAGGCUCAGCUCAUUUCAUUUGACUGAUCAUAGCUCAUCAUAUGCCUUUACCCACCAGGUCCAGCACACUACAUUCAACUCUCCCUUACCCUGCCACCUCUGGGUUUAUUACCCCACACUUGCUCUCGCUUCACUAUGUUCCACAAAUACUGAAGGUGUACAAAUACUGUAAAAGCAUUUGGCUGUCUGAGUCCCCCCUCCUCUCCCUGUCUCUUUGAAUGAAGGAGGAGAGGCUACAGAUGGAGCUGGUGGGGAACCUUGUCUCUUAACUGGAUGAAUCUCACAAAACUCAAUGUCUAGAUCAUAUUUUACCCCAUUUUUUUGCUUAAAGAAAAUGAAACCUGUUUUAGACCAUUAAAAUUUUUUUGUAUUGUGACAUUAGUUAUGACGAUUAAACUUGUUUCCUUGCUCCAUUCGUAUUAUUGUGAUGCAAAAAUUGGUAUAUCAUUUAAACUAUCAAGUAGCUACAUGGUAUUACUUGUUGUACUGCCUUUAUCCUGAUACCAUGAUUUAAAAAUGACUGAAUAUUAGUAAUGAGAUUUACAAUGGGAAACAAAAAAACAAAACAAAAAAAAUAUCUUCAAAUUUGGUAAAAAUAUGCUUUGAGAAUGUUGCAAAAAGUCUUAAUUGUCCUAUAAUAAAAUAGCUUUUUUGUGUGUAUGGAAAUGUAUAAAGCUCAUUUCUGCAAUAUUGAAUAGUCAUAAUUAUGACAUCAGUUAAAAUACAAUGUCAAAAUGACAUUGUAUUUCUGUUGUUUUAUAAUUGAUAUCAUAAUUUCAACUUAUGUAUCAUAAUGUCUUGUUUUAACAUUGAAAGUCAUUGAGAUUAUUAGAUAAAAAGAUUAUUAAUGUCAAUUAAUGUCAUAAUUAUGACAUUUUAUGUCAGAAACUUGUCAUAAUUGUUUUGUCAAUCUCAAUUGUGACUUACUAUCUCAUAAUUUAGGUUAUGACUUUUUAUCUCAGAAAAUGACAAAUGAGAAUAUCUCAUACAAAGUUAAAAUUGAUACUAAAUUUGUACUUUGUCGUAGUUUUAUCAAUCUCAAUUGUGACUUAGUAUCUCAUAUAUAUUUUUUUAUUAAAGUUGAAAUUACACCAACUCAAAAUUACAAUUCAAAAUUAUGAGAUAAUUUCUGCUUUGUCAUAAUUGUCAUAAUCUCAAUUUUUACUUAGUAUCUCAUAAUUUAGGUUAUUAUUUUAAAGUUGAAAUUAGACUGUCAGUUAUGAGAGUUACAAUUAUGAGAUGAAAAAGAUGUCAUAAUUGACUUUUUAUCUCAGAAUUAUGAUCUCAUACAAAGUCAAAAUUACAAUUCAAAAUUGUGUUCCCAUGCUAAAUUUCUACUUUGUUAUAAUUUUGUCAAUCCUAAUUAUGAUUUAGCAUCUCAUAGUUUAUUAUUUUAAUGUUGAAAUUACGCUCAUAGUAAUAAGAGUCAGAAUUAUGAGAUACUAAGUCAGAAUUGAGGUAAGUCAAAAUUAUGACUUACUAUCUCUUUGACUUUUUAUCAAAAAAGUUUCACCAAAGCUUAGGUGGCAGAACUGAGAUUCUAUUAAAAAUAUGACCUGGAUAUGUUGUGAGAUUCAUCCUACCGCUGACUUUCAUCUCUAGAUUUCUGCAAAUGUAGUUUUUCCUUGAUGCGAAGUUAGUCAUUCUUGCCAUAGAGAAACAAACACAAUAUGAUGCGAAAGACACGACAUAACCAUCCUUUUGUCUCAUAUUUUUCUAAGACGUGUUUGCAUGAGUGAAUAUGUAACAGCCUUAUUUUUUUUCCUCUAUCUUCGGUUAAGAGACUUGCUGGCUUUAGCAGAGGUCGCUGAGGCGUCAUAGCAGUUUUCCAGCUCCGAUUUGCUCUGAAAUGCUAUAAGAUCAUGUGACAUUCCAGUGCUGGUUUCCAUGUAUGCGAUUCUAGAAAUAUUUCAGAAGCUCUGCGUUUAGGAUCAGUGUUGUGGAAUCCUUGCUAAUGAUUCAUGCGGUAGACGGUGCAAACAUUGGCUUCUGUUGUAUAAUUAACAGCCAAUGAGAUGUCAACUUAACUGCCAUUUAUUUGAAAUAAACAGGCUGGUGUUUCCAGGUACUGCAUGUAAGUUUGCCAGACGUCACAUCCGUUUGUCUUUGCUCGUGGAGUGGCAUAGCCAGGGGUUCAGACCUGACUGCGCAAAAUUAGACCAAUCGAUCGAUCUCAAAGCUGUGGUUUCGUCACCAGUUAAUUAGUGCAAAAUUGAGUACUGGAUCAAUUGCAGACAAAGGAAGUCUAUUUUUAACAGUGAUUGUAAAAACUGUUGACAGCCUGUGGAUGGUUUUGAUGGAUGACGUGAACGCUGCAUGUUUGUAACACACACACACACAACCGGUGACGUCUGUAACCCCUUUAAUAUCAUCUUUAUUCCAUACUGAUCCGCCUCAUGUUAAAAAGAUCAUAUUUAAUAAAUAUCUUGUUCUUUUAUGGGUCACACAUUAGUGGAAAUGUUUCUUUUCUUGUCUCUGAAGGUAUGUGCACAAUAAAACAAUGUCAAUCUC
Molecule: messenger RNA, 4934 nt
Organism: Labeo rohita (rohu)
Lineage: Eukaryota; Metazoa; Chordata; Actinopteri; Cypriniformes; Cyprinidae
Gene: hgs
Product: hepatocyte growth factor-regulated tyrosine kinase substrate
Exons: 20
Coding region: 99-2450 (783 amino acids)
Molecular function (GO): metal ion binding; ubiquitin binding; phosphatidylinositol binding
Source: RefSeq, a predicted model, not a curated record